Molecule: messenger RNA, 4659 nt
Organism: Prorocentrum cordatum
Lineage: Eukaryota; Dinophyceae; Prorocentrales; Prorocentraceae
Source: the annotation of a GenBank genome assembly
AUGCGCAAGGCAGAGCUUCACACAGAGUUGGCGCUAUGGGACGAGGACGGCACUCUCAUGACGUGCGAGAUGCUGCGGGCCCGGCUGCGUCAGAUCUACAAGGCGAUGCCAGUCGGGGGUGCGCCCGCGCGCCACAAGAAGAAGGCAGAGCUUGUCGAGGAUGCGAUUGCCACGGGCUGCGUCCUGACGGGCAAGGAGACCCGUGGAGACCUUCAGAUCUUGAUCACCGAGAAGCACGAGCAGUCCCUGGUGAUGGUCAAGUGCUCCGACCCGAUGCCGUUCGGCCGCCACCGGACUUUAAGCAUUCAGGACAUGAUGAACAAGCUCGAGCUGCCACAGCCCAGGGUGAAGGGGGAGAAGCUCGAGAAGACGGAGGGCCCGUGGCUGCUGGUCAAGGAUCAGCCGCGUCAGCGUUCGACGGUGAAGCGCUCCAUGGCGGAGGAGACUGCCGCGGUGGAUCUUGGGAAGUCCAAGGAGGAGCAGAUCAUCGACCUACUUGGGGACAUGAAGAUGGCCAUGAACGCGCUCACGACCAGGGUGCAGAAGCGGCCCGCCUGGGCCGGCCGCGCAGGGCCACUGAGGAAUCUCACGGACUCUCAGGCUACCUGGCUGGCGGGGUGCUUGGACGAGAGUGCAACGCCAGCGUGGACGUUCCUGACCGGGGCUGCGAGAGUGAAGCUAAUGGAGGUCUGCUGCUCACCAGCGUCGGGGCUAUCUCAAUUCGUGACGCAGGAGUCGGGAGCGGACAGUGCAGGUCGAAUUAGUGGCUGGAAUGGUUUUGAUUUAUCCACCACUGCUGGCCUGCAGAAGGCCAGAGCUGAGCGAGAGCGAGUGCGCCCCGAGCACAUGUGGUUCUCUUUACCUUGUGGGCCAUGGUCAGGCAAUAACAAUUUCAAUCGUCACAAGCCAGAGGUCUGGGAGCAGAUUCUUUCCAAUCGGAAGAAGUCCAAACGCCUCAUCAGGAACUGCUUGAUUCUCGUCAUGGAACAGGUAGCAGACAGGGGUCACGUACACUGGGAGCGGCCGAAGGAUCUGCAACCGUAUCGGUGGCCGGAGUUGAAGCAGGUAUUCAAGGAAUGCGACAUGCGUCCACCCUGGGAGAUCUGGACCACCUCCGACUGCCUGUGCCAGAGGAUGGCUAUCAGGUGCGAUGGACGUCAUGAGCACAGUCCUUGCGUCGGCGGCGCAAGGACGGCGGCCACGGCGUACUACCCAGACGGUUUCGUCAGGAGGGCGGCCAAGGCCAUGCUGGACGAGCCGAAGAUGGAGGAUAUCUGCAACCUCGCGCACGAGCUCGGGACCGCGGACGAGGAGGCUGACACAGUCUACGCAGUGAGUGCCUCCAAGACAGGGCUCGACUCCGAUGAGCUUCGGAAGGUGGAGAUAGCGGCCCGACGGAUCCACGCCGUUUGCGGACACUGCCCGUUCGUCCAGGUCGCCAGGUCAUUGGCAGCUCGAGGGGCUGAUAAGAGGGUCGUGGACCACGUGAGGGAGAUGCGGUGCCCGGCCUGUGACGAGAGCCAGAAGCACGGACCACCGCGUCCAGUCGGCGCGGUGGAUGAAGUGCCGAAGAAGUGGGCAAUUUUGCAGAGCGACCUGGCUGAGUGGGGGGAUCCGGGCAGCCACGAGAAGUAUAAGUUAGCACUGUACCUUGACCAGGGUUCGAAGCUUGGGGUCGGACACGUUCUGUUCAGAUUGGUCAAGAGCAAGAAUGCGACCGUGGAGGAAUUGAAGGACUCGCUCUGGGGCAGGUGGAUCGCCUAUUUCGGACGUCCGAGGACAUUUCAGGUCGAUCCAGAGGGCGCUUGGAUGAGCAAUAUCAUCCGGGAAAGCCUGGAGCCCAGCGGCAUCCAGAUGGACCCCAUCCCCGGGCAGGCGCACUGGCAGCUUGGCGGCAUCGAGCGGCUCAUCAGCCUCAUCAAGGAUAUGAUGACGGUCCUGGCGCGUGAGCGCCCGGGAAGGUCUUGCGAAGAAUACCUGGCGCGGGCGAUGGCAGCAUAUAACGAGUUCGACCGGCACCGUGGCUUCUCACCGCUACAGGUGGCACUUGGACGAGCACCAGACCGCGACGGGUUCUUCAUGGACGCGCCGGGCGACCCAGUCAACUUUACUGCGCUGGAGUCGGAGGCGGUGGACGCAGCUUUCGGAGAGAACUUCAAGUUCAUGCGGCAGGCCCAGGAGGCGAUGCUCAGGUGGGUCUACGCUGAACGUGCUAGUCACGCUAGGUCGCGGAAGCUGAAGGUAUACACUGCGGGUACAGUGGUGUAUUAUUUCAGGAACCCGAAGAGCUGCUCCAUGACGGGCAGGUUCUAUGGUCCCGCCCGAGUUCUGGCCACCGAGACGGUUCACAGGGACGGGAAAGUUCAACCUCGACCGCGCGUGUGGCUGAAUGCGUGUGGCCGCCUCAUUCGUUGUGAUCCAUGUCAGCUCCGUGACGCAUCUGAUCGAGAGGUGGCGGAACACGAGAUCAUUCAUGGCACCGAGAUGCCGUGGAUUUUCAACAGCAUGAGCCAGGGACUCAGAGCGGGUCAGUAUGAGGACCUCGCCGACGAUCCGCGCCUGAUCCCGAGUGACACAGAGUUUGUGGAUGCAGGAGAUGUUCCACCACUGCCGACGAUGUCGCCAGCGCCAGAUGAGCCUAGGAGACGGCAAGCGGUUACCGACGGAGCCUCACAUCUCAUCCAAGCAGCCGCGAGUUGGGUCAUCGGCAGCGAGUUCAUCAGUUUCGGCCCCUCGGAGCGCGGCGAGCGACCGAAUAAACAGAAGCGACACGACCAGACUGAGGAGCAGGACCUGACCGCGGAGGUCCAGCCGUUCGAGUGUUUCUGGAACAGGGAGGGCCGAGCGAUAGAGGUGGAAAUCGGUUUUCCCGAAGGUGCCCGAGGUGGUGUUGCCGCUCGUGACCUGCAGGUGUUCGCGGCUACUCAACUGCGACGCCAGCGUGCGGAGGUUCGAGAACGGACACUGUCGGUCGUUGACCUGGAGAAGUUCCGGAAGGCAAAGACGAAGGAGGCGCAAGAGUGGAUCAAAGAGAUGGUCUUGGAAGGUCUGCCGAGCCAUGUCACGGCCCCCAGCGACCGACUGAUGCGCCUCAGGUGGGCUUUGACGUGGAAGAUUGAUCCCGUAGAACCAGGGGGUCGACGUGCGAAGGCGCGGCUGGUGAUUCUCGGCUUCCAGGACCCUGACCUCACCACGGAGGAGUCGCACGCGCCGACAGCGACUCGCACUGCCCGACAGGUGUUCUUGCAGAAGGCGGCGAACCUGACGAUGCGGGUGGCCAAGGGUGACGUGAAGUCCGCCUUCCUUCAGGGUGAGGAGCUCGACCAGGACCUGCUCGUCAAGCCCACCGGCGAGAUCGCGGAGAUGCUGGGACUUCGCUCAGGCCAGGCUGCUAUCCUGAAGAAGUCGGCGUGCGGUCUGGCGCAGGCACCUCGAGCAUGGCACCAGGCGGUGAACCGCAAGCUGAAGGAGCUGGGCUGGCGGCAGCUCGAGUCCGACCCAUGUGUGUGGAUCCUGACGGGUCCUCAGACAGCCGGGGGAUCUGACUACAUCGUGGCCAUUGUUUUGUCUCAUGUGGAUGAUUUCCUGUUCGCCGGCCGUGGAGCGGACGAGAUCUGGCAGCAGGCGCGACGUCAGGUGAUGGAGGCGUUCCGGUGGACCGAGUGGGAGUACGACACUUUCACGCAGUGCGGCGUCGACAUCACCCAGAGGUCCGACUUCGGUUUCACGCUGAGCCAGGCGACCUACACGGAGCAGAGCGAGGAGAUAGAAGUACCAAUUGAACGACGAAGGCAAUUCUCAGCGCAGAUGACGAACGCCGAGAAGAGCCAAUUCAGGGCCGCCACAGGGAGCCUGCAAUGGAAGGGCACCCAGACCGGGCCCGACAUCCUGGCGGAGUUGAGCCUGCUACAGAGCAAGACGGAGUCGUGCACCGUGGACGAUCUUCUGAAUGUCAACAAGCUGAUCAAGCGGGCCAAGGAGACAAAGAACAGGGUGCUGGAGAUAUUUCCAUUUGUGGACAGCGAGCUGGCAGUUGUCGGCUGGGGCGACGCGGCGUUCAGCAACCGCGUGGAUGGCAAGUCGACUGAGGGCCGCAUAGUCGGAAUCGUGCCGUUGUGCUUCUUGUCCGGCGAGGAGACAGGAGUUUCCCAGAUCAGUUGGAGGUCAGGCAAAGUCGAGCGCACGUGUCGGUCCCCGCCAGCAGCCGAGGUAUCAGCCACAAACCUGUAUGAUCGUCUACGCUGUCCAGAGAUGUUCAUGGGAGGCAAGGAGUUCCAGACUGGACUUGAGUUGUUUGCUCUGAGGGACGGGAUACUAGCUUGUGAGUGUCCUGUACGCUGGGUACACAGCGAUGCAAUGAUAGCUAACAGUCUCACGAAGGGCCAUGAACGAUGGCAACUAGAGUUGUUUUUCAGUAACAAGUGUAGGUGGCGUCUUGUUCACGAUCAAACAGUUGAGUCUGCUAAGAAGCGCAAGGGCCUAGGCGUCCAGGCGCCAGAGAAUGUGACUUGUCUUGAUUUCAGGCCCGACCUCUGGGGUGAUGUGGCAGAUCCCCUCAGCAGUGCGUGCGUGAUUGAGAAGGUGCCAGAGGUGCACCUCGUGGAGACCAUCAUCGAGAACGACCGCUGGCCGAGCGUGGAAAAGGAGCGCGCCCUGUGA